AUGAGCGAUUUGCCUGCGUUAUUACUCUUGGCAUUAGUUGUACUUUAUGUCAUUUUAAAGUUCUUGAAUGUAGUCGAGCCGGCAAGAGCCCCAAAGUUGUUUUUUCGAAGAGCCGGAAGAGGGGAUCGUCUUGUUACUCAAAUCGUCAACUUAUGUCCAAUUUUGCAACAAAGGUGAGGAGAGAAAUCAAGAUGCAUAAACAGUUUAUUUGCAUGUGUAUUGAUUUUUCUGAUUACAGAGUUGGCUGUUAUAAAGUGUAACUUAUAUAAAUGUAUUAAUGUUGUAUAUAAAACAACACAUAAAAGCGGAAUUACUGUCAGUUUGUGGAUUAAUGCGAGAAUAGAAAAUAAAAUAAUGCAAAUGCAGCUAGGUAUAAAUUUCUGAUUGCUAAAAAUAAGUACACAAAGGUUCGAUGUAAGGAGCUGUUUAUAUGCGGCGAGCCAGCCAGCCCGGGUACAUGGGCUGGCCCGUUUUAGCUGAGAUCCCACUCAAUUUCCUUUUGCGUUUAUAUGGGAGCAUUCGCUGGCCCGACAAAACAAGAUCUCGGGUGACCAGGCUAGGAAUUUUCCAUAUAAACGCAAUGACCCCUGUGCGUAUAGGAUAUGGCAAAACUACAAGCGGAAUGCAUGCUUUGACAAGCAUAUAUGGCAAACUUAACAGUUUGGAAUUCAGCUACAAGUUUUUCAAGGAUACAGGAUGGUGUAUAUACCUGUACCAAGGCCAGACAGCGCUAUUCACCUGAAAGCAAUUGUGGUUAACCCUUGCAAACAGCCAGAAAUGUUGUGAAAUUUUUUUUCUAUAUUUUUAGAUAUGUACCCCCAUUAUUAUGGGGUAAAAAUGGCCAUUUGCACACAUUUGUAUUUUCCAAACUCAGUCCUAAGAUUGAAUGCAGGGCAACAUGGCAGCAUAGUGUUAAACUGGAGGAUAAUUCCACUGUCAUAUUUGAUAUUUUUGAACCAUGUCCAGAUGAAAAAAGUGAGGUAGGGAAACAGAUACAGCUUCAGUUGUUGUUGACAUCUGAGAGUUGUGGUAAUUUG
Paramuricea clavata is the source of this 1037-nucleotide messenger RNA. The record is from the annotation of a GenBank genome assembly. NCBI's taxonomy places the organism in Eukaryota, Metazoa, Cnidaria, Anthozoa, Malacalcyonacea, Plexauridae.